Molecule: messenger RNA, 2698 nt
Organism: Calypte anna (Anna's hummingbird)
Lineage: Eukaryota; Metazoa; Chordata; Aves; Apodiformes; Trochilidae
Gene: MTHFR
Product: methylenetetrahydrofolate reductase
Exons: 14
Coding region: 609-2399 (596 amino acids)
Biological process (GO): tetrahydrofolate interconversion
Cellular component (GO): cytosol
Molecular function (GO): methylenetetrahydrofolate reductase [NAD(P)H] activity; FAD binding
Source: RefSeq, a predicted model, not a curated record
CAGGAACCCACGUGACCCGCCCCGGGCGGCCUUAAAGGGGCGCGGGCUGGGACCGCCCCGGGCGCAGCGCUUGGCACCGGCUGCAGUAACUGCAGGCUCAUGGCAGCAGAUCUGAGAUGCAUCUGAUGAUCCUGUACCACAGCUUAAACCAAGGGCUGACAAAAGGCUGCUUGAUGAUGAUUAAUGCUGAGUGUUGCCACAGGCUUCCAUUUCACUGCCUGCUGCCCACCCCAGCUGCACCUCCUCCUUCCUGAGAUCUCUGCCUUCCUUCCCUGGGACCCACCGGCCUGCUCCUUCUCUUCCCUCCUCCAGAGAUCACCAUGGUCAAUGAGACCCAGCCUACCUGCUGUGCCAGUCCCAGCUCCAAGUCUGAUGGUGGCAGCAGCAGUGGGAGCGAGGGCUCCAAGGAGAGUUCCCGCUGCUCCACCCCGGUGCUGGACGGGGACCGGCACGAGCGGCUGCGGGACAAGAUGCGGCGGCGCCAGGACUCUGGAGACAAGUGGUUUUCCUUGGAGUUCUUCCCUCCCCGCACGGCCAAUGCUGCUGUCAAUCUCAUCUCCAGGUGACGAAGCAGGUAAUGGGGCUGUGCUUUCCUGCUGAGGAGGGUAAUGGACACCAGGUUUGACCGCAUGGGAGCGGGUGGCCCUCUCUUCAUUGAUGUGACGUGGCACCCUGCAGGAGACCCAGGAUCUGACAAGGAGACCUCCUCAAUGAUUAUUGCCAACACUGCAGUCAACUACUGUGGGCUGGAGACCAUCCUGCACAUGACCUGCUGCAAUCAGACCAAGGAGGACAUCACAGGGCACCUGCAGAAAGCCAAGAGGCUCGGGUUGAAGAACAUCAUGGCACUGCGUGGAGAUCCUUCUGGUGAGGAAUGGGAGGAAGAAGUAGGUGGCUUCAACUAUGCUGUUGAUCUGGUUAAGCACAUUCGCAGUGAAUUUGAUGACUACUUUGACAUCUGUGUGGCAGGGUACCCCACAGGUCAUCCUGAAGCAGAGAGCUAUGAGGCAGACCUGAGGCACCUGAAGCAGAAAGUCUUUGCAGGGGCAGACUUCAUCAUUACACAGCUCUUCUUCCGCUCAGAAACCUUUCUCAAGUUCAUGAAGGACUGUCAAGCCAUUGGCAUCACCUGUCCUAUUAUUCCUGGCAUCUUCCCCAUACAGGGUUACCACUCCCUGCGCCAGCUGGUGAAGCUCUCCAAGCUGGAAGUACCCCAAGAAAUCAAAGAUGUCAUUGAACCCAUCAAGGACAACGAUGCAGCUAUCAGGAACUACGGGGUGGAGCUGGCAGUGUCCAUGUGCAGGGAGCUGUUGGACAGUGGCGUGGUCCAUGGGCUCCACUUCUACACCCUCAACAGGGAAGUGGCUACAACCGAAGUCCUGAAGCGUUUGGGCAUAUGGAAGGAGGACCCCAGGAGGCCUCUGCCCUGGGCAGUCAGUGCUCACCCCAAGAGGAGAGUUGAAGAUGUGCGCCCGAUCUUCUGGGCCUCCAGGCCCAAGAGUUACAUCUACAGAACCCAGGAGUGGGAUGAUUUCCCCAAUGGCAGGUGGGGUAACUCCUCCUCUCCAGCAUUUGGGGAGCUGAAGGACUAUUACCUCUUCUACCUGAAGAGCAAGUCUCCCCGAGAGGAGCUCCUGAAGAUGUGGGGAGAAGAGCUGACCAGUGAGGAAAGUGUCUUUGAGGUGUUCACAUGUUACAUCACUGGAGAACCCAACAAAAAUGGGCACAAGGUUACAUGCAUGCCAUGGAAUGAUGACCCUCUUGCCACUGAAACCAACCUCCUGAAGGAGCAGCUGGAGAAGGUUAACAGAAGAGGAAUCCUGACCAUCAACUCCCAGCCAAACAUCAAUGGCAAACCAUCCACAGACCCCAUUGUAGGCUGGGGGCCCAGUGGGGGUUAUGUCUUCCAAAAGGCAUACCUGGAGUUCUUCACCUCCAGUGAGAUUGUCACGGCACUGCUCAAAGUGCUGAAGAAGUAUGAGCUGAGAGUGAACUACCACAUUGUCAAUGUCAAGGGCCAGAAUAUCACCAAUGCUCCAGAUCUGCAACCCAAUGCUGUCACCUGGGGUAUCUUCCCAGGCAGGGAGAUCAUCCAGCCCACUGUGGUGGAUCCUGUAAGCUUCCUCUCCUGGAAGGAUGAGGCCUUUGCCCUGUGGAUUGAGCAAUGGGCCAAGCUCUACGAGGAGGAGUCUCCGUCCCGCAUGAUCAUCCAGUACAUCUAUGACAACUACUACUUGGUCAACCUGGUGGACAACGACUUCCCACUUGAAAACUGCCUCUGGCAGGUUCUGGAUGAUACUUUUGAGCUGUUGAAUCUCCAACUCAGCAGUGAGAAUUCCUCUUCUAACCCUUUGCUCCCUCUGGCCACUGAUGGUGGGGAGAGGAAAAGCAGUUCCUGAGCUGAUGGUGGAGCACACACUCCUCAGCCCCGUGGCCAUCAUACCUCUGACCUGCUCACACUACAUCCUCCUCUGUCCCCAACAUGAAGGCCACCCAGCUCCUCACUGAACAAGAGCCAGAACUACCUGAACCUCUGAGCUGAGACUCCAGACUGAGAUGGAAGGUCAGCUCUGGAGGAUGAAGAGGUGCUAAUCAUGGCUAUGUUAAUUACAGUGACAUCCAUGGGAAUAAAACUCAGUGAUUCUGGUAACUUUCUUGUGCCAGAAAUGCUGCCUUAAGGGCAGAAAUGCUCCUAUCA